Messenger RNA from Prorocentrum cordatum, 1754 nucleotides. The record is from the annotation of a GenBank genome assembly. Lineage: Eukaryota; Dinophyceae; Prorocentrales; Prorocentraceae.
ACAGCGGCGGAUCCUGGCAGGGAUCGAGGAUCUCGAAGGGACGGGUCGGAGAGGAGCAGCUGAAUAUAUUCUUGUUCUGUCUCGUAAUCCGAGGGUCUGCGUGCUAGUCAGCUGCUUUCGGGCCUGCUUGUGCAGUUGGCGCGCUCGCCGCUGGGCCCCGAUGACUUCUCAGGACGGCGGGCCUGGGAAUCCCGCCCUCGACUCCCGCGCCGCGGCCGCUCCUGCGAUGGAACACGAACAAGUUGCGUUUUUGAACAUCAGCGCCCGCCCUGCCGAUGGCGAGAGCUGGCCUUGCCAGCCGCGCUCCAGGGCGGCCUCCUGCGUCUGUCUGGGCCUCUCGAAAGAGGCCUCUGCUGCGGCGCGCGCAGACAACGCGCCGCUGCGGCAGCGAUGGACGAUCAGUACCCAAGUGUCCUCGCUCCGUGCUGGAGAGGGAGGAAGAGCAGGGUAGAACCAAGCUGUGUCCCCAAUCCGUAGGCAUGUGAGGACACCACGCAACUCGAAGAGCUGCGGCGACCGUUGUUCAGGAGCGGUCCCUCCCGGCCCCACACGUAACGUCAGGGCGUCAGGGCAUAGGCGUGGGAAUGGUCGGUGCAGUCGUUUCCGCCUCAGCAGCGGCCAGCUGCUCUCGCUGCCCUCCUCCGGCGGAGCGUCUCCUCGCGAGGCCGGGCCUGGUGUGCUGGCAACGGCGGUAAGACGACUAGGCUCCUAGCCCGCUUGUCCCGCUGGCGUCGUGGAUCCAGCAUGCCGUCGGGAGAUUUUUCAGCAUCUUAAAACGCCGGGGGAUGGGUAAGCGGAGGUGCUUGUGUUGCCCCUUUUCCUCCACCUGUUUGAGCUUGUGCAUAGAAUGCCAAAUGCUGGAAACAUGACGCUGGCCUGUCCUGGACAGGCCACCCAGGAGUCGGUGGUCGGACGCGAACCCGACGUGGACCGUGUCUCCGUUCUCCUCGUGAAUUCCGCCUUGCGGACGUCGGCGCGCUGGCCCAGGUCGGCGCGUUGGACGCAGAACUGAAUCAUCGUUAAUGAUUUUUCUGUACUUUUCUCACAUCCGAUUGUGGGAGGACGUGCCCGACCUAACCCCAGUCGGCCACGCGCAAAGGAGGGCAGGGGGAGGGGGGAGGCUCCUUAAAGACACCCCUGCUUCUGAGAGGCCUACCCCCGUCCCCCCCCCCCUUGCGCACGUCUGGCCCGAGGCGGGGAUCUGUCCGCAGCCGCCGCCUGAAUUUGAAGGCUCGCCAGCGCGCGCCCUGUGCGCAGGGCUUUGUCUGGAGCGCGCCCUGCUGAACAACACAUAGCAGAAACACGGCGCGCAUCCGAAGUAUGAUGAAAUCACUGUCGAGCGCGGUUCGUGGUUCGACUGGCCAGCUUCGUAUGAUGCCGAUAAGCCCGUGCCUCCUCCUCGCGAAGCCGAGGAGCGCGUGACUGCCCAGCUGCCGCCCGCCCAGCAGCUGCUCCAGGUCCCUGCUGUUGGAGAGCGGAGUCAGGAUGACUCCGAUUAAUUGUUAUUCUGUGGGUCUCUGUCCCUUGGGCCCCCCUUCUUCGGUCUUUUUGCACUCACAGCGGACCUCUUGUGAGGUGCUCGCUCUCGCACUCUGCGCGGUGCCACGGCGAUGCGGCUCUCUCCGCCUGCAUUCUUGUGUGGCAGAAAUUCACCCACAUGGACGAGCAGCCAGGACAUUUUUCCCCUCGAGGUGGUGUGAGGUUGUUGCAGAAGCAUGCUGAGGUGAAGCGGCCUGUAGCGGUCAAAAUAAAAC